This is a messenger RNA of Ostertagia ostertagi, 654 nucleotides long. NCBI's taxonomy places the organism in Eukaryota, Metazoa, Nematoda, Chromadorea, Rhabditida, Trichostrongylidae. The record is from the annotation of a GenBank genome assembly.
AUGUUUUGUCAGCUCCAAAACGCAAUCACAAAGUGCACGGAGUUGAUGCUUUACGAGCCCUGCUAUGUGUCCUGUUUCCCCGGACCCCGCCUUACAGCCGAGCGCAAAUGCACAUCACCACCUCCGCCGCAAGUGCGUCCAUCGCCACGUUCUGGCAGUUCCGAUACUCCGUUGACCCAACCGGCAGCUGCUAAUCAGGAAUCUGAGGAAAGGGAUCUGGCUGAUGGCUACUCACUUGUCUCUGACGAAGAACUUGAGCCAUCAAAACUGCCUCGAUCUAGCAAUAUCGAAGUGGACGACGGUCUAUCGUUGAUAAGUAACAGCCCGUCAAGUAGCGUCGCAGCUCCAAGUCCUCAUCAAAGUUCACCAAGCAGCAGUUCCGCAACUUCUCCUCCUCCCCCAUCACAAAGUCCGUCGAGCGCUGAUCCAGUACCUUCCUUCAUGAAUCUGAAAGUGCAAGAGAUAUUCGGUGAAGAUCUUCCACCACGAAUGGACAGACGUCAGCAGGUGGUGAUGCCCGAACGAAUCUACGCCCCGAAUACGGCCGUCUGUGUCGAGGCAGACUCGUCUUCAAUGACAGCCCCGACUCCGGCUCCAUUCUACUUUCAAGCAGGGCUGCAUUUCGAGUGGAUCCAGCAAAAUUUGCCACACCUA